AUGCGGUUCACAGGAGACUGUGGGCCAAUUGGUGCAUUCGGUCUCCCGGCGUGGAAUGCGAUACUGAUCGUGACGUUUGGAAACGCAUCUGCACACUUGUCUCUGGCAGUCGUGUGGUUUUUAAACGGCGUUGAGGUCUGUAUUUGUUUAUUUCGUGUCUCCUGUGUUUCUUGUGCAGGGGUGCUGCUGUACGGCCCCCCAGGCUGUGGAAAGACCCUGAUUGGGAAAGCCACUGCCAAGGCCUCGGGGUGCCGCUUUGUAAACCUGCAGCCCUCCAUCCUCAUCGACAAGUGGUACGGAGAGUCCCAGAAACUCACCGCGGCCGUCUUCUCCCUCGCCGUCAAGAUCCAGCCUUGCAUCGUCUUCAUCGAUGAAAUAGGUUAUGGUGGUGGGAGCUUCAAACAGACCUCAGGAUGUGGAUCCAGCUAUCUUGUGUCGAAUGCCCACAACCUUCCAGAUCAACUUCCCUACCCAAAAACAAAGACAAGAUGUUUAAAAGCUGAUUCUGGCAGGUGAAAAUGACGAUUCUGAAAAACUGGACUGUCAACAAGCUCCGUUGAUCUGAGGACUAAACUAUAAGGAUGCGGGACUACAUGCACAAGCAGCAGAUGAAGCAGAUCACACAGCAGCUGCAGGACAGCGACGGCGAGGACAGGUAACGCACUCUGUACCACUG
Molecule: messenger RNA, 676 nt
Organism: Polyodon spathula (Mississippi paddlefish)
Lineage: Eukaryota; Metazoa; Chordata; Actinopteri; Acipenseriformes; Polyodontidae
Product: 26S proteasome regulatory subunit 8 homolog
Exons: 6
Coding region: 1-516 (171 amino acids)
Cellular component (GO): mitochondrial outer membrane
Molecular function (GO): ATP hydrolysis activity; ATP binding
Source: RefSeq, a predicted model, not a curated record